Messenger RNA from Anthostomella pinea, 1191 nucleotides. The record is from the annotation of a GenBank genome assembly. NCBI's taxonomy places the organism in Eukaryota, Fungi, Ascomycota, Sordariomycetes, Xylariales, Xylariaceae.
AUGGCUUCAAAGACAACCUUUAUCCCGCGUUUCCUGCUCCCUCAGUAUGGACCUUUAUGGCGCACCACCGCUCGCAGCACCACCUUCGCAAGACCCCUCAACGCAGAACUCGGACAGGUGCUAGUGCGCUAUGCCUCCAAGACAGCGGCCUCGAAGCCGGUUGCGACCAAAGCAGCUACGGUAAAGAAGACUGCAGCAACGAAACUCACAGCUCCCAAGGCCGCCUCUACCAAAGCCACCUCUUCGAAAGCAAGCGCCUCGAGCACCUCGUCCAAAUCUGCUGCUGCGAAGGCCGCAAAGGCAUCUGCACCGACAAAACCUCCCACCAAGACUCUGUCUGCCAAAUCCACCGCGAAGGCCACUGCUGCGACAAGGGCCACAGCCUCCAAGGCCGCCAGCUCCCAAGCCGCCACGCCCAAGCCAAUAGCUGGUCAAGAACCAGAAGCCGAAGCCAUCGUAACCGAACCUGAAGUCCAAGCUGCCGCCGCACCGAAGAACGAAGCUCCUGCUAUCACGACACCCGCCGCAGCCGCGCCCCCCAAGGCCGCCGCCGUGGAUCCCUCGAAGCCCAUCGUGCUUGAGAAACCCGAGCGAUUCAACCCUCCGUCCCACGGCGCCAGACUGCCGCGGUCGACACCGAAGCACUAUGGCGGGCCCAUGACGACCGACGAGGUCAAGGCCCAGAGCGCAAAGUCGUACCCGGGUCUGCCGCCGGCGGAGAACACCUGGACGCAUUGGUUCAUCAACAGCCGCGGCGUCCACCUAUUCAUCACACUGGGUACGCUGAGUUCCCUGGCCCUAUACACCUUCGCGGCCAACUUCCGCAAAAAGUCGCCCUUCGCCGACAUGAUCCCCCCUAUCUCCGAGUUCCCCAGUCACCCGUUCCAGUACAUCGGCGUCUGCAUCGACGUCAUGCGCAUGACCGAGGAGCACGAGUCGGCCAUCACGGCCGAGAAGCGCCGCAAGAGGGUCGAGGACGUGGCCAAGCGGAACGAGUACCGCAAGGCGCACGGCAUGGAGCCCGCUUCAGGGUUAUCAUUCUGGGGGAGCAAAGCUGAGGAGAAGCCGGCCGAGGCGGUGGCCGUUCCUGUAGAUGCCGCUCCGAUGGUCGAGUCUUCGGAGCUCGGGGCAAGCCCGGCUGCCGAGUUCGGUGCUGAUGGGAAGCGGAAGAAGUUCCUCGGCAUCUUCUGA